Molecule: messenger RNA, 2373 nt
Organism: Hymenoscyphus albidus
Lineage: Eukaryota; Fungi; Ascomycota; Leotiomycetes; Helotiales; Helotiaceae
Source: the annotation of a GenBank genome assembly
AUGUUGAAGGCCGCCACGACUCGAUCACGGAUAUGCUCGAGAUGCAUCCGCCGCCAGCAACAGCAGCCUUUUCGACGACCUUAUUCCGUCGCAUCGGCCUCUCCCCUCCAUACAUAUGACCCACGCGAUGUAUUACAUACAUCCGCUCCAGGAGCAGUACACGAUGACAAGAUCUUGCGUCAGAUUUUCGAUUCUCCGAGCUUUUGGAAGGACUUUUCACAGCAUUCGAAAGCCGCAUACGAAGGCCCAAACUAUGGCCUCUUCCAGAACAAAUACCUGACGAGCCCUCAAGGGUUCGAGGUUUUUGCACAAGCGAGUCUCAAAAGAGCAAGGCGGAUCGUGGACGAGGUUCGAGCGGCGAAGACGAAGGAAGAAUAUCAGGCGAUGGUGCGGAAGUUGGACAGGCUCAGUGAUUUGUUGUGCAGAGUGAUAGACCUCUCAGACUUCGUCCGGUCGACGCAUCCCAAUCCAGAAAUACAAGCGGCAGCUACAAAUGCUCACGGCAUGAUGUACGAAUACAUGAAUGUCUUGAAUGUGGAAACUCGUCUGGCUGAGCAGUUGCGGGUGGCGAUGAAGGAUCACCAAGCGGGAUGGGGAGAACCCGAGAAGAUGGUUGCUCACAUCCUGGAGAAUGACUUUGAGAAAUCCGGAAUAUAUUUACCCAAAGCCCAGAAACAACGAUUUGUGGCGUUAUCACAGGAGAUUGAAAGCAUUGGGUUUAGUUUUACUGAUACCAUGACCCCUGUAAAGGACUAUAUUUCUUUCAAGGCCAACCAGUUGACGGGGAUAAAUCCAUUAUUGCUUCAGCAAUUCAGUAGUGGAUGGGGAAACGUCACGAUACCUACAGUUGGUUGGCCAUCGGUCAUGGCCUUGCAGACUGUCAAGAAUCCCGACGUACGAAAGGAUAUUUACAAGGCCACUCGUACGGCUUCCCAGAGAACCAUAAGAAAGCUAGAAUCAUUUCUGAAGAGGCGCGCGGAAUUGGCCAAGCUUGUAGAUUUUGAAAGUUAUGGCCAUAGAGCUCUUGACUUUAAGAUGGCUGGAAAUCCCGAAAAUGUCCAAACAUUCUUGCGAAAUCUAAAUUACCGUCACAAUAAAGCAGUGGCAGCGCAAUUUGCAGAACUUCAGGCAGCCAAAUCAAUGGAUGCUCAACCCAGAGUUUCUGUUCUACAACCAUGGGACAAGGAUUAUUAUAUGGCUCAAAUACUUCAAAAAAAUCACUCCAAGAAGCGAAGGCCUGAUUUUCUCCAUUCGUACUUUUCCCUUGGCACUGUGAUGCAGGGUCUCUCAAGACUUUUUUCGAGACUGUAUGGUAUACGUCUUGUGCCCAAAGAAACGCUACGCGGGGAGACUUGGAACCCAGAUGUCCGAAGGUUAGAUGUUAUAUCUGAGACUGAAGGCCGAGUUGCUGUUUUGUAUUGCGAUCUGUUUGCUCGUCCGGGGAAAUCUCCCAAUCCUGCACAUUUCACACUCCGUUGUUCGAGAUGGAUCAGCGAUGAAGAGAUCGAUGAAUGCCGGGCAGAGCCUGAUUCGCUCUUUGCAACCCCAGAAGAAGCAGCAACUGAUGGCAUGGCCACUUCCACAGAAGGCAAACCAGGAGGGAUAAUGCAACUCCCUACCAUUGCUCUGAUUUGCGAUUUUGCAGUUUCGGAAUCACAAAAACCCGCCUUUUUAACCUUCACCGAAGUGACAACUCUCUUCCAUGAGAUGGGUCACGCUAUCCAUUCAAUCCUCGGCCGAACAGAAUUCCAGAAUAUUUCUGGAACUCGAGUAGCAUCCGACUUUGCUGAACUCCCUUCAAUAUUAAUGGAGCACUUUGCUGCUGAUGAAACCGUCCUAUCAAUGUUCGCACGCCACUACGAAACAGACGAACCACUACCCUACGAGAUGGUUUCCGAACAACUAGCCAUCGACCAAAAACUCGAAGCCUUUGACGUAAACAACCAGAUCAUUCUCUCUCUCCUCGACCAAGCUCUCCACUCAGACCAAGCCCUGCAUCCAUCUUUCAACAGCACAGAAAUCUACCAUGAUCUGCAGAGACUUUACUCACUCCUUCCUCCUGAUCCCAAAAAUACCUGUUGGCAAGGCUUCUUCGGCCAUCUGUAUGGAUAUGGCGGUAUGUAUUAUAGUUACCUGUUCGAUCGGGCGCUUGCUAGACGGGUUUGGAAGACGAUAUUUAAAUCCGGGGAAGAUGGCGGAUCGGUGAGUAGGGAGAACGGGGAGAGGUUUAAGGAGCAUGUUUUGAGUGUUGGUGGUGGACGGGAUCCUUGGGAUUGUUUGGCGGAUGCGAUGGGCGAUGAGAGGUUGAGCUCUGGGGCUGAUUCAAGGUCGAGAUUGGAUCUCGUUGGGAGUUGGGGGUUGAGGGGGAAGUGA